AUGCCGCGCCUCGCGUCGCUCUCCAUCAUCCUUCGGCGUUCAGCUGACUCUGACGACCAGGGCGUACGAUCGCAGCGCGGAGAUGAACGACACGGCAUGCCAACCCUGUCUGUGCUAGAAGUUCUCCGCGUGGCAGGCGCUCCGGUGGAGAUCGGGGACAUCCUCCAUGCUGUAGACUCGCCGAUGUUGCACACUGUGUCCCUCUCCGUCACCGUCCCUGACCACGACACGGACGGCUGGACACGAUGCGCGUCCGUCCUCAGCGUGCGCUUCUCAACGUCGCUCCGGACACUUCACAUUGAGUGUGUUCGGUCGGGAAUCGGGGUUCCGGACCGCGCGCGGCCGUUCGCGCAGUAUAUCAAGCCGCUGCUUACCGUCCGGCAGCUGCGCGAAUGCGCGAUCACUAUCGAGGACCCAGCAGGCGUCGCGCUAACCAACGAGGACCUUGACACUAUGGCAUGUUCAUGGUCGUCCCUGGCAAUCCUUGAGGUGGCAUUUCGUGGAGGACGAACAACAGUACCUCGACCACCGAUAACCUCCCUACCCGCCUUCGCAUAUCGCUGUCCAGGACUCACAACGCUUCGACUCCCGAUCAGCCAAGACCUCACCUCUCUCAGGUCGGAGAUGGCGAGGACGUCAUGUUCUCAGGGAGAGUUACGCGACCUGUGGGUGGCGGGGGUCUCUUUCUCGAGGAAGGAGACAGAGCUCGUCACCAAAUUCCUUCUACGUAUAUUUCCGAAUAUAGACCUCCUGCCGAUGGUUAACGCAGGCGUACUCCAUGUAAACUAA
Molecule: messenger RNA, 789 nt
Organism: Dichomitus squalens LYAD-421 SS1
Lineage: Eukaryota; Fungi; Basidiomycota; Agaricomycetes; Polyporales; Polyporaceae
Exons: 1
Coding region: 1-789 (262 amino acids)
Source: RefSeq, a predicted model, not a curated record